AUCUUUUGCUGGGGCACGUCAAUUAGCAGACGAUAAAGCAAGACCUUCUCAAAGUGUUUUUGAAAUUGGGGAGCAAUUAUGCCAAAAAAACAAACGAGGGGAGCAUUUGGAGAAUAUUUUUUAUUAAACACCCGUAAUUCUGAAUACGCUUUAUAUUAGAUUGUUCCCAAAAUGCUGAGGUUGAAUUGAGAAUUUUUAUUUUCAGAAAUGGACCAAGCAACGCAAGUGAAUUUUCCGGUGGUACCGAAAAAUCAACACAGAAAAAUGUGGAGACACAACACUUCUGCAGACUUAUUUGAAACACAUCACAGAUCGAUCUCGACGAUCAACAAUUCGUGGUAUCCGUUAAGGCCCGUGUCCAGCCGCCCCAGGUCGCUGAACCUGGCUCUUCAACCAGUUGACACCAUCACGAAAAAAGUAGCAUAUCUGGAUAGCUCGGUAUCCAGACUUACUCCUCCGGGGUGCGCCGAGGCGCCUUCUGGAACGAUAUCCAGGGAAAGGACGCCUCCAUUUUCCUGUUACUCCAGUAUUACGUCCAACACGGGAUCGGCCAUGUUCCGGUCUCUGCCUUAUAUACCUCCUAAGUCGAACACGCCCAGCAAAAUGAUAGACGAAGAGAGUAGCGGCAGUUCGAAAUGUUGCUGCAAAUGCGGAGACGCGGAGACGCAAAAAACCUGCAGGAAUCUGUUCACGAAUACGAAAGAGGGUCUGUCUUGGAGGAGGUUACACAUGUCCAGGGCGAAACUCAAAGCUACCGCCACCACCUCGGAGCUACUCUCUGGCUUCGCCAUGAUAGCUAUGGUGGAGCUGCAAAUCAACACCCCAACGAAUGUUCCCGAAUGGCUGUUCGUUCUGUUCGCAGUCUGCACUACAGUCUUGGUAUCGGUGCACAUCUUCGCCCUGAUGAUCUCCACGUACAUUCUGCCGAACAUCGAGGCCAUCGCAAAGCUGGAAAUCUGCGAAAUGGUUACCGAGAGCCCUCACGAGAGAAUGAAAGGGUUCAUAGAGAUCGCGUGGGCUUUCUCUACGAUUUUAGGUCUGUUUCUCUUUCUGAUAGAAAUCGCGAUCCUGUGCUGGGUCAAAUUCUGGGACUAUUCCUUUACAGCAGCGAUGGCUUCUACUGUGAUCGUCAUCCCAGUUCUGAUCACGUUUGUGCUGUUCGCCGCACAUUUUUACCACUCCUUGGUCGUCUACAAAUGUCACACUUCCAGUAGUGACAUGGAAAAGUUGGAGGAUAUCAAGAAGCAUUUGGAUCAUAUCACUGUUUGAUCAUUUUUAAAAAAAAUAAAAUGUGAUUUUAGGGCGUGAUUGCGAUAUAGUCGAAAUCACGAAAGAUGACGAUGUACUAAAUACAAACGACAGCGAUUUGUGAAUAUUUUUAAUGAAAUUUCUGAUAUGUUAGACAGAGACAAACAGAAUUUUAUUGUCUAAACAAACUGUAUUGCUAAUUUGCAUAUAUCUGACAAAGAUAGACGAUGUUUUCAUGUUGCAUGAUCGAUCAUAUUUGAAAGAUGAAUAGUUAGGUUAUGUUAAAGCAGGUUAUGUUGUUUUCGAAUAAUACUUUGGUCCUUGGUGUUCCUGUCUUAAGGUAUUCUACUCAUAACUGUUUUUUUUUUCAAAACAAAAACUCGCCGCUAAAAUUAUUAUCAAGGUAUCACUCAAAACCAUGAAAUAAAAUGAAAAUAAAAAUAAUCAGUGAAAUAACCUAACUUCGCAAAAUCAUAAUAUAAAUUUGUUGUCAUUAUGUGAUUUUAUCAUCGACGUACGUCCAUUGAUUACUUCAGUACAAUUUAGGGUAUGACGUAAUAGUCGUCUUUCGUGAUUUUGACUAUAUGUAAGAAGCUAAAAUAUCGUGGGAUCUAAUUCCUGUUUGAUUUUUUAUAUGAAAACGGAAUGUGAUUUUUAGAGUGAUUUAUAUUAAAUAUGUACAGAUUGUCUCAUUAAAAAUAGUGAAG
Messenger RNA from Acanthoscelides obtectus, 1955 nucleotides. The record is from the annotation of a GenBank genome assembly. NCBI's taxonomy places the organism in Eukaryota, Metazoa, Arthropoda, Insecta, Coleoptera, Chrysomelidae.